AGAGAGAAAGAGACACACGCACACAUCCACAGAAGGGGCUCGGGAGACAGUCGCAGCGGGAGUUUACCGGGUGUUUUUGGGGAGAUGCUGUCCCCACCGAGGCGAUGGAUCAGGGACCAGUCUCCGGGCUCUGUCACCUCGUGUGUGAGGAGGGGGCUGUGCAGCAGGCGGCACUCUCUGUGGAUUCUACUCAUCCUGCUCGUGGUCUGCAUCGCCAUUCAGACCUUUGUUGCCCGCCAGGCCAGGUAAAGAAUGACAAGCUGACAGGACUCCCACAUCUGAGAUCUGUCAACAAACAGCACCUGUUUCCUACAGUGCUAAAUGUCUGGGAAAGCAUCCAAUCACUUACUGCAAAGACGGACGUGAAGUCACCUCAGACAGACAGAACUGCAGAUGUUCAUCAACAGAAUGAGGGAUACCGAAAACAACUGGAUUAUAUUCUGUCAAAACAUGUGGACAACCUUGCUAUAGACUCUCAGACGGAGGCAAGGAAAGCCUCUGCUGGGAAGCCACUUCUACCAAAACACGGAGCAAGCCUUGGACUUCAGGUUCCUCUGGCCCUCAACAGCACUAGGAAAAGUUUUAUUUCAGACACUCCCAAUCCGCCUAGUCUUUUAAAGGCUCACAUCAACAGUGUCCCUACUAAAGAAACCUGCCACCCAAAGUCUCACAUUGUUUUCCUGAAGACACACAAAACAGCAAGCAGCACCAUCUUAAACAUACUGUAUCGCUAUGGAGAAAGCAGGAACUUGACUUUUGCUCUCCCUCUGAACAAACACAGCCAGCUGUUUUACCCGUUCUCCUUUGCUUCACAUUUUGUGGAAGGUGUCAGCAGCCGAAGUUUGAGGGAGUUUCACAUUAUGUGCAACCACAUGAGGUUCAGAAAAUAUGAGGUUGCCAAAGUGAUGCCUAGGGAUACCUUCUACUUUUCCAUCCUGAGGAACCCUGUGGCCAUGAUGGAGUCCAUCUUCAUCUAUUACAGAAGCAUCCCAGCCUUCCACAAGACUCACAGCUUGGACAACUUCCUCGACAACAGUUGGAAAAACUACAACUCAUCGGUGACAAACAACCACUACGCUCACAAUAUCUUGGCUUUUGACUUUGGCUUCGACAACAACGUUGCACCUGGUGCUGAUGACCUGGAGGAGAGAACCAGCAUGGCCAUUGCAGCCAUUGAACGAGACUUCCACCUUAUUCUCAUCUCUGAAUACUUUGAUGAGUCCAUGAUCCUGCUCAAGCAUGUUCUCUGCUGGUCCCUGGAAGAUAUUGUUUCUUUUAAGCUCAACAGUCGCAGUGAAAAAUCCCGUCACCCACUUUUACCAGAAACUGCAGAGAAAAUAAAGAGGUGGAAUGCUUUGGACUGGAGGAUCUACCUGCACUUUAACACCUCAUUCUGGCUCAAAGUGGAUAGUCUUGUUGGGCAAGAGCAGAUGAAGAGAGAAGUCUCUCAGUUGAGAGAGCUACAGACUAAGCUGGCAAACAGCUGCCUGAAAGAUGGGGGGGCAGUUGACCCGUCCAAGAUAAAAGACGUGGGGCUAAAGCCCUUCCAGUAUGGAGCAGCUGUAAUUCAGGGAUAUAACUUAAACCCAGACUUAGACACACAGACCAAAAUUAAAUGUCAAAGACUUAUAACUCCAGAACUGCAGUACACAGCCCGUUUAUACACCCAGCAGUUCCCAGAGCUGGCCGCUAAGCACAAACAAGAAACUAAGGGGGUGUCUCCACGGCGACAGCGCUCUGACAGGACUGGUAUGACUGGAAGAGCCUGGGCAAGGGACGCCCAUUACAGACAGAUGAUGAGACGCAAAUUCUCUAAUCUAAAGAACCAAAGAGCCUUGACAAGUGCCCUGUUACCACACACUGACGCUAACAACAAUACAAGUUUGCCAUGAUUGGUCACUGCGACUAAUUGUCAUUGUAAAUGUUUGUUUUAAUGGGAGCAGCUCCGUUUUGUCUCAUACUAUAUUUCUAGCAUUACCCUGGCAUGGUAUUAUCCAUCAUAUCCAACAAAAUGAAAAUGUUAAGAUGGACCAAACAUUAUUUUGCAUUUGUUAUAGCCUUACAAAUACUGAAGUUAAAAAUGUAAAGGUGUUCUUUAAGGUGAUGAUACAGAGUUUUUACAUGUGUUAAGUUAAAUUAAGUUAAUUUGAGUUAGGUUAUACUUACGUUUAUUGUCAAUUCUACUUACAGGUUUAUAACCUGCUAACUAACAGUUCAAAUCUAUGAUAAAAGCAAUCAACUUUUACCGGUUGCUCUUUCCAUCUCAAGUAAAUAUAAUAUCCCUUAUUCUCUUGUCUAUUCCAAAUAAUGGUAACUGUCCAGCCUAAUCAGUCAUUUGACCAACUAUCAUAAAAAGGAAAACACCAUUAUUCUCCUAUCAGCAAUAAAUCAUAGCACAACAAUAUCUUACAGUUCCAGAAACUAAGCGGGUGGUGGGGGGGAAUAGAAUGUUUUUUGCUAGUGCUAAUAAAGGUAGCGCUAGUUGUUUUUAUAAUAUCCCAACCAAUAGAUCCAUAGUAUUGCCUUAAACCCACCCAUGAUAUAGCCUAAUCCCUUGGUUUAAACAUCACCCUUCCCACAGAGCGGAUAACAUCAACAGCACACUUGGCAGACUACAGUAAAAUAGCAAUGCAGGAAUUAUUAAAUUAUUUUUUCAAUAACAACAAUAUGAGGCUAUAAUGUGUUUAGUCAUUUCACUUCUGCCAGUCAACACACAUUUCUUAUUACAUUUAACUUUAAGAGAUGUAUCAGUUAGCUAAGUCUGUGCAGUUAACUCUUCAACUGUUUCAUGUCUGAGGUCUGUUUACAUGUUGUUAAAUGUGUCAACACAUCAGAUGUUGAAACAGCUGUUUCUACCAGCCUCCCUCUGCAGAUUUUGACAGAGAGUUGUUCAGGAAUUCACAACAUAUCUGACAUCGUAAGAUUUCAUGAUAAAUAAAAGUAUUCCGAUUAUGAAAGAGUAACUAUACGUUAUUACAGGCUGCAAUGUGGAAUAGUUAGACAUAACAGUUCUCUAUUCCUACUACUUAACGUUAGCAUUCUACUUAACAAGCUAACAAAAGUGAGCUAUCUGUCCAAACUAGCUUUAGUUCCCUAGCUAUCUAACAAGCUAACUGAGGAAAUGUUAGCUAUGUUU
Molecule: messenger RNA, 3136 nt
Organism: Gymnodraco acuticeps
Lineage: Eukaryota; Metazoa; Chordata; Actinopteri; Perciformes; Bathydraconidae
Gene: gal3st2
Product: galactose-3-O-sulfotransferase 2
Exons: 4
Coding region: 105-1892 (595 amino acids)
Biological process (GO): glycolipid biosynthetic process
Cellular component (GO): membrane
Molecular function (GO): galactosylceramide sulfotransferase activity
Source: RefSeq, a predicted model, not a curated record